Nestor notabilis (Kea) is the source of this 711-nucleotide messenger RNA. RefSeq names its product A-kinase anchor protein 7 isoform gamma-like. Gene Ontology annotation, cellular component: cytosol. The transcript is spliced from 6 exons. NCBI's taxonomy places the organism in Eukaryota, Metazoa, Chordata, Aves, Psittaciformes, Psittacidae. Gene Ontology annotation, molecular function: protein kinase A regulatory subunit binding. The record is from RefSeq and is a predicted model, not a curated record. The coding region runs from base 97 to 711 and encodes 204 amino acids.
CUGGAAAAUGUACAGCAAAAGAAAAUCUUUGAAGAGAAUAAGAAAGAGACAAAACAGACAGAAGAGCCAUGUCCUACUGAUUCAAUAGACUCUCUGAUGGCAGAAAUGCCAUUUAUCGACACAGAUAUUGAGGAUAAAUUUGUUAUGCACACAACCUCUGAAAUAAAUAUAAAAAAGAAAAGAAAGAGGACUACUGGGAAGGAAAUUGAAGAAGACAGUGAGAGAAAGAAGAAAAAGAAAAAACAGUAUCAGCCAAAUUAUUUCAUUUCUCUUCCAAUUACUAAUCCAGAGAUUACUAGGAGUAUUCAGGCUGUCCAAGAUGCAGUAAUACAAAAGGAUCAGAGGUUUUCCAAAGCAAUGGUUCACUCUGGCUCAUUGCAUGUCACCAUGUUUGUGAUGCAUUUGUCCAAUGAAGAAGAAAUCAGCAUAGCAGUUGGUGCUCUUUCAGACAGCAAGGAUUUUGUAGAAGAUCUCCUGAAAGGAAAAACCGUGGAUUUGUCUUUUCAAGGAAUUGAUCACUUCAAAAAUGAAGUCGGAUUUGUGAAGUUGGCAGAAAAUGAUCAUACAGCUAUACUUAGAGAAAUAGCAGAGACUAUGAAGAAGAUAUUUCAAGAAAAGGGCAUUUUGGCAGGAGAAGAAAGACCUUUUAAACCACAUCUGACCUUCAUGAAGUUGUCAAAAUCCACACCACUACGUAAGCAGAUCAUGUAA